Messenger RNA from Rotaria socialis, 312 nucleotides. Lineage: Eukaryota; Metazoa; Rotifera; Eurotatoria; Philodinida; Philodinidae. The record is from the annotation of a GenBank genome assembly.
AUGGGUCAAAGUAUGGGUAAAAAAUUAUCAAACAAAGAAUUGCAGCUCUAUAGCCAACAGACUCAGUUACAGCCAUAUGUUAUCCAGCAACUUUAUGAAGCAUUUAUAGAUCGAACAGGCAAAAAAGGCCGAAUGACAAUAAAUGAGUUCAAACUAGCUUAUACUCAAAUAAAUCCAUAUGCCAAUAUAUACAACAUAGAUAUGGAUGCAGAGCGAGUGUUUUUGAUGUUCGAUAAUGAUCGUAACGGUGUUCUGACAUUCGACGAGUUCGUCGUCGCAUUUGUUAUGAUGCAGAGAGGUUUAGUCUCGUAA